GCGGUGGAGCGGGCUCAGCGGGCCACCCGCAGUCGACGGUCGGACAUCAGGUGGAGGCUGUGUCGCUCCUGUCGCCGGUCAGCCGCCCUCGCCAUGUCCAGCUACAGCUAUAAGGUGACGCGCGAGACGUCGGGGCCGCGCGGCGGCUCUUACUCGACCAGCAGCUACUCGUCGCCGACCGCCUACUCGCCGCCGCUCAACAAACAUUACGACUGGCUGUGUGACUACGACCCGGUGCACGUCUACUAUCUGACCCACACGGACAUGGGCUCCCACAUGGUGCUCGACGAGCUGGACAUGAUCCGCGCGCAGAACUUCCUCGACCCCGAGUACUGGCCCUACUACUGGCCCUACUUUGCGCCGGAGCAGUUGCUGCAGGGUCGGAGCUACCACUCGUCGUACAUGUCGCCCUCGGUGCGCACCAGCCGGUACGUGCCGCCACCCAGGACCUACACGUACACCACCUACGAUAGCAGCCCCAGAACCACCUAUGCGCCCAGGAGCGACAUUGGAGAGCACGUCGUCAAGCGCGUCGAGCGCGUAGUCGAGUCGACCACGACCAAUGUGCCCCGAUACUUUUGAUUCCAUCCCCGGCCCUUCCCUAGCCCGGCCCCCGCCUUUCUGUUUCUUCUCUGCAUGCUACUAACGCCACGGCGGCUCCCGC
This is a messenger RNA of Amphibalanus amphitrite, 664 nucleotides long. RefSeq lists its product as uncharacterized. NCBI's taxonomy places the organism in Eukaryota, Metazoa, Arthropoda, Thecostraca, Balanomorpha, Balanidae. The transcript has 4 exons. The record is from RefSeq and is a predicted model, not a curated record. The coding region runs from base 94 to 582 and encodes 162 amino acids.